AUGAACUUCACGCGAGCUCCCGUGUACCAGGUGGUCGACGGUCUGAAGUAUAGCAAAGUGUACGUGCCGGAGUACGUGCGUGCUGCCCGAGCCUACAGGCCCCAAGACGACGACCUAGUCUUGGUGUCCUACCUCAAGUGCGGAAACAACUGGCUGGAGCAGAUCGUCCAGCUCAUUCUGCACGGCGGAGAAAGCGCUGCAAACUAUGCCGAGUUUCACCGGUGGUGUCGUUAUCCGGAGCUGUAUGGCUUGCGCUACCUCGACGAGAUCGAACCGCCACGUUUCUUCAAAACGCACUUCCGCUACGAACACCAGCUGAAGAACCCCAAGGCGAAAUUUGUGUACUUGGCUCGCAAUCCACUGGACGUCUGCACUUCAUUCUACUACUACGUGCUCAAAGGUCCACAGUGCGACUUCGAAGACUGCAGCUUCAACGAUUUUGUCGAAGCCUUUGUGAGCGGUGAGGUAGACCGCGGGGACUACUUAGAUCAUCUGCUCUCCUGGUACCCGCACCGGCACGAACAAAAUGUUCUCUUUAUAACAUUAGAGCAACUGAAACAAGAUUUCAGGGGCACUGUCCUGUCUCUGGCAAGUUUCAUGGGUGAGAAGUACAGGCGGCUGCUAGCUAAUGAGCAGGACGUUUACCGUAUGGUUGUCGAGAAAAGCAAUCUCUCUUUCAUGUCGAAGCUCUGUUCUGUCGAUAAGGACAGCAUCACAAAGCUGACCGAAAAGGACCAACCUUUCUUAGACGCCUGUAGACGCUUCAAUGCGAUGAACCGCGAUAGGAUCGAAGGCCCGGUCAUAGCAAGAAAAGGCAUUGUUGGUGACUGGAAAAAUCACUUCACGAACCGUCAUCUCGGCCUGGUGCGUCAGUGGAUCGAGAAGAAGGGGGCUGCUCAAGUGAUUCGGGAGAUAUGGGGAGAUUUAGAUCUUGGGGGAAUUGUAUAA
Messenger RNA from Dermacentor albipictus, 948 nucleotides. The record is from RefSeq and is a predicted model, not a curated record. NCBI's taxonomy places the organism in Eukaryota, Metazoa, Arthropoda, Arachnida, Ixodida, Ixodidae.